Laetiporus sulphureus 93-53 is the source of this 1668-nucleotide messenger RNA. RefSeq names its product cora-domain-containing protein. Gene Ontology annotation, molecular function: magnesium ion transmembrane transporter activity. Gene Ontology annotation, biological process: magnesium ion transmembrane transport; intracellular magnesium ion homeostasis. The transcript is spliced from 5 exons. NCBI's taxonomy places the organism in Eukaryota, Fungi, Basidiomycota, Agaricomycetes, Polyporales, Laetiporaceae. Bases 1 to 1668 code for a protein of 555 amino acids. The record is from RefSeq and is a predicted model, not a curated record. Gene Ontology annotation, cellular component: plasma membrane.
AUGUACCAAGCGAGCGUUGGUGCUACGCCACCGGAGCGGCAACAGUAUGACUUCGAGCCAAUGGAGGCAUUCGCGCGCGAGGAAAAGAUCAAGCUCGGUAUUCAGUCCCCAGCAUCACCAUUGGCUUCAGGGAGUUUUUUCGGUAAGCCUCAAGCUCAACAGGUGCAGGUGUCCGGAGUGGAGACCAACGAGCCCGUUGCAAGUUCAAGCGGACACUUCACCAUCCCUCGAACGCGUCAUCGCAAGCUCUCCCAGAGCGCCCCCGCACCACGCCGCGGGAAGCUUGCUCUGUUCGAGCAGCCAGGCGCAGUCCCUCCCACGUCUGGGACGACGCUGAGUGUUGUACCGUCCUAUGACAAUCUGAAUGAUCUCAUCAGUGGCGUCGCUUCUGGAGGCGGGACGGGUAUUGGGGGACAUGGAGUAGGCGCGUCUGGGACCGGUCACGACAGGCCAUAUCGGUUCUCAUUCUAUUCUAAUGCACUGAGCGCUACGAUACAUGCACGCAGCCUCAGCGAAUUGCCUGCUGAGGGCCAAAGUUUCGAGGAUCUAUUUACGGGACGUCAGCCUUCUCUUCAGAAAGUCAACGCCCAAAUGUUCAGGCCUACUGUAAAUGGGAAGACAGGUACAGCCGGCGCGGCGGGUCCCGGCUCAGGGACACGUUCAUCAGCAUCUACACCAGCUCCCGGAGGCUAUGGAAAAGCACCCGGUGCAGGCAUAGAGGGCAGCCCCGAUAUCUACACCUGGUGGCUGGACGUGCUAUCUCCGACGGACGAAGAGAUGAGGUUGUUGAGUAAGGUGUUCGGUAUUCAUCCAUUGACCACUGAGGAUAUUCAAAUGGAAGAAACGCGGGAGAAAAUCGAGUUGUUCCGGAACUAUUACCUGGUAUGCUUCCGCGGCUUUGAUCAAGACCCUUACAGCCCGACAUACUUGGAACCACUGAACAUGUACAUCAUCGUAUUUCGCGAGGGCAUUCUGUCGUUCCACUUUCGACCCACACCACACCCUCAGAACGUACGGCGGCGGAUCAAGCAGCUCAAGGACUACAUCAGCGUGACGUCUGACUGGAUCUCAUAUGCACUGAUUGACGACAUAACGGAUGCAUUCGGACCCCUCAUCCAGGGCAUUGAGUACGAGGUCGACAGCAUCGAUGAGUUGGUCCUGAUCUUGAAGGAUGCAGAACAGAGUGACAUGUUGAGGAGAAUUGGCACUUGUCGCAAGAAAGUCAUGGGCCUUCUGAGGCUUGUGGGUAACAAGGCCGAUGUCGUCAAGGGUCUCGCUAAGCGAUGCAAUGAAAAUUGGCGGGUUGCACCGACUUCGGAUAUUGGUCUAUAUCUUUCCGACAUUCAAGACCACUUGAUCACUAUGACUCAGAACUUGAACCAUUACGAGAAGAUCCUUUCGCGUUCUCACUCAAACUACCUCGCACAAAUCUCCAUAGAAAUGACAGAGGCGAACAACCAGAUUAACGAUGUCCUCUCCAAGCUCACUGCGCUUGGUACGGUGCUAAUUCCGAUGAAUUUGGUGACCGGGCUGUGGGGCAUGAACGUGCACGUACCCGGACAAGACCUCCAGACGGGUUACGUGUGGUUUGGCUCGAUCAUCGGCGCGCUUGCAGCGUUUGCUAUCAUCGCUGGAUGGUCCACGUACAAGCUGAUGGUGCACCGGUGA